AAUAUAUCCAUGUUGUUGAUAACGUCAACACGCCACCAGACAUUGAGCUGCACUCAACAAUGACCUCUGACACAUGACUAGUUUCAUGUUGUGAGGCAUUCAUUCACUGAGCCCACCAUGAAGCGACUGUAUCAGUCUGUGAGGGAGGAAUACCCUACCCCCACCCCGGGGAACGUCACAGGCACCAUCCCCGAUUGGUUAGAUGGCAGUUUAUACAGAAAUGGCCCCGGCCUUUUCGAGGUGGGGACAACCAAGUAUAACCAUUGGUUUGACGGCAUGGCUGUCCUCCAACGCUUCCACGUGACCAAACAGGAAGUGACGUACCAGCGCCGGUUCCUCCAGAGCGAGACGUACAAGAAGAACAUGGCGGCAAAACGCAUCGCAGUGACCGAGUUCGCCACCACCGCCUUCCCGGAUCCGUGUAAAGGGUCUAUUGCCAGGGCGGUGUCGUUCGUAACGGAGACGGCAGAGCCGACGGACAAUACUAACGUCAACAUCCACAUCCUCGGGGGAGAGAUGUACACGUCCUCGGAGUCGAACAUGCUGCACCGUCUAAACCCCCAAACACUGGAAACACAAGCCAGGGUUGUGCUGACUGAUCAUAUUCCAAUCAACAUGGCGGCUGCUCACGCCCACAGGGACUGGGGCGGGGCACUGCACAGCAUUGGCUACCAGUUUGGAAAAGGGAGGCCCAAAUAUUGCCUGAUACGAACGCCCGUAGCUGCCAAUGACGAAGGAGGCUACUCUAAGUCCAGACUGGUGGCAUCUGUGAUGGCAGAACACUCCAUGCAUCCGUCGUACUUCCACAGCUUCGGGAUGACCGAGAACUACUACGUGUUUGUGGAACAACCGAUGGUGAUAAAUGUAUGGAAGAUUCUGGCAGCCAUGGUGAAGAAGCAUCACAUGCUACAGUGCAUACAGUGGAACCCAGAACACACCGGCAACCUGACUCGGUUCCACGUGAUCGACAAGCGCACUGGGAAUGAGGUCAAUGCUGAAUGCCCGUAUGUAGCCGACGCCUUUCUAGUGCUGCAUCACAUCAACGCAUUCGAAGAUCAAGGGCAACUAGUGGUCGAUGUCUGUGGCUUUCAUGUUGGCGACAUCCUGGACAAGUUCGACAUGGAACGCCUCAGCAGUGACAAAGCUGAAGAGGUUAUCAAUAACCUGCCACGCCCUCACCCAUGGAGAUACGUCUUGCCUCUUGAAGUAGAUACAAAUUCAGAGUCAGAGAGCAACCUUGUGACGCUUCCAGACUCAGAAGCCACGGCUGUGAUGAAGAAGAAAAAGAUUUUCUGCACGUACCAACCACUGUCGACAGAAUCGAUGGACCUACCGGUCAUCAACUACUCUGUGGUCAACGGGAGGAAGUACCGCUACAUGUACGGGACAGGGCUCCAGGCAGCGCCGGGGAAUCAGCCUACAAUAUUCAAGGUUGACAUCAACGAGAAGACGACCUUGAAAUGGUGCGAAGACGGAUGCUUCCCUUCCGAAGCCAUCUUUGUGCCGCGACCUUCAACUUCACGUGAAGAUGACGGUAUGUUGCUGUCGGUGGUUGGGACGGUUGGGGAGGAUCAGGAAGACUUCCUCCUCAUCCUGGAUGCGGGCACCCUGCAGGAGGUGGCCCGGGUGGUGUUCCCUGGCAUCCGGUUCCCAAAGGAUCAGCAUGGCGUCUUCCUUGAUGGACAGUGAUGGCGACUGUUAGAUCUAACACCAAAGGCAGAACAUUAAAUAACCCCAUUGAUCCCGGAAAGUCAUAUAGUCAAAGGCAGAACAUUGAAUAACCCCAUUGAUCCUGGAAAGUCAUAUAGUCAAAGGCAGAACAUUGAAUAACCCCACUGAUUCUGGGAAAUCAUAUCAUCAAAAGGCAGAACAUUGAAUAACCCCAUUGAUCCUGGAAAGUCAUUUAGUCAAAGGCAGAACAUUGAAUAACCCCACUGAUUCUGGGAAAUCAUAUCAUCAAAAGGCAGAACAUUGAAUUACCCCAUUGAUCCUGGAAAGUCAUUUAGUCAAAGGCAGAACAUUGAAUAACCCCACUGAUUCUGGGAAAUCAUAUCAUCAAAAGGCAGAACAUUGAAUAACCCCAUUGAUCCUGGAAAGUCAUUUAGUCAAAGGCAGAACAUUGAAUAACCCCACUGAUUCUGGGAAAUCAUAUCAUCAAAAGGCAGAACAUUGAAUAACCCAAUUGAUUCUGGGAAGUCAUAUCAUCAAAAGGCAGAACAUUGAAUAACCCCAUUGAUUCUGGGAAGUCAUAUCGUCAUCAUUGAAUAACCCGACUGAUUCUGGGAAAUCGUGUCACCAAAGGUAGAACAUUUAAUAACUCAUUUGAUUCUGUGAGAUCAUGUCAUCAUAAUAUUCAGUAACCUCAGUGAAUCUUGGAAAUUAACGGCGAUGAUAUUUCCAUACUGUAUUGCCUGGGCACUUACAUGUAAAAUGUCCGUGGGCUGUCUAAACAUGGCUGGUGUUGUUUUUGUAUUGUUGUACUGUUGAUUGUUUAUGCAUCUCUGUCAAUGAAUUCUAAUAUUCAAAUAAAUUCAUGUAUUUUAAAUUUAGAAAGAUAUAAAAAGUUCAAACCAAAUAGCACUUCUAUGACAAUAGAGAAACGAAGAUGGAAUAAAAAAUGCUCUUCGU
Molecule: messenger RNA, 2628 nt
Organism: Haliotis rufescens (red abalone)
Lineage: Eukaryota; Metazoa; Mollusca; Gastropoda; Lepetellida; Haliotidae
Product: carotenoid-cleaving dioxygenase, mitochondrial-like
Exons: 11
Coding region: 118-1689 (523 amino acids)
Biological process (GO): carotene catabolic process; retinal metabolic process
Molecular function (GO): carotenoid dioxygenase activity; beta-carotene 15,15'-dioxygenase activity
Source: RefSeq, a predicted model, not a curated record